CGUCAGUCGUGCCCCACUUCUCUCCUCUCCUCCAAAGCAACGAGCACGGAAAGAGGGAAAGGUGUGGAGUUUGGAAGAUCGAAAGGUUAGGGUUUAGGGUGGAAGAGAAAGGAGAUAUCGAGAGCGAGCGAGUGGGGAGAAAUUAGGGUUUCCUCCACUGCUGGAUGCUUUGUGCCGGAGAUGUGCGUCGUUUCCAUGCGGAAAUCCUUCAAAGACUCCCUCAAAGUCCUCGAAGCUGACAUCCAGCACGCCAAUACACUGGCUUCAGAAUUCCAAAGGGAAUAUGACGGUGCCUGUAUCCAAAUGCGAGUGUCAUAUAGUCCAGCUGCACACUUAUUUCUUUUCCUAGUGCAGUGGACAGAUUGUAGCCUUGCAGGGGCUCUUGGUUUGCUGAGAAUUCUAAUAUAUAAGGUUUAUGUAGAUGGAACAACAACCAUGUCAACCCAUGAAAGGAAAGCAAGUAUCAGGGAAUUCUAUGCUGUGAUUUUUCCCUCUUUGAUGCAACUGCACAAAGGCAUCACUGAGAUGGAAGUUAAAAAACAAAAGGCUAUCUGUAUGGAGAGGUACAGGAGAAGAGAUGAAGAUGAAAGGAGGCAAUUCUCAGAGAUAGAUAUUGAAAGAGAGGAAGAAUGUGGGAUAUGCAUGGAGACAAACAGCAAGGUUGUGUUGCCCAACUGCAGCCAUGCUAUGUGCAUGAAAUGCUACCGUGAAUGGCGUUCAAGAUCGCAGUCAUGCCCCUUCUGCCGUGAUAGUCUCAAGAGAGUAAACUCAGGUGAUUUAUGGGUAUUUACUGAUAGCAAAGAUAUUGUUGACAUGGCAACAGUGUCAAGAGAGAAUCUGAGGCGCCUAUUCAUGUACGUAGAUAAGUUGCCUCUGGUUAUCCCAGAUUCUGUUUUCGAUGCCUAUGAUUCCCAUGUGAAGUGACAUAUCUGGCAAUCUUACGACUCGCUGUUAUAAACCCUGCAAUUCUUUCAGCUAGUGCUUGUUAGCUGAUUGAUUUAUCCACAGGAUAACGUUAAUUCCUGCUUCAAAGCUGCUGCUACUUUUUAAGCAGCUUUUGAGGGAAGAAGGAUCUGUAAAUUGUGUUCAGGCUGAUGUAAAUAUCUGUACAGUUUGUAAGUUUCCUCUGUUUAUGACCCAACCUUAUCAUGCUAAACAGAUAGAUUAGCAUAUAAAAUUGAGUCAUGGAUUCAUGUAUUAUAGGUGCCCUGAAUUGGAAUUUUAUCUUUAUACUAUCUGCUUA
Phoenix dactylifera (date palm) is the source of this 1243-nucleotide messenger RNA. Its product is annotated as E3 ubiquitin-protein ligase AIRP2-like. Gene Ontology annotation, biological process: protein ubiquitination. The record is from RefSeq and is a predicted model, not a curated record. Gene Ontology annotation, molecular function: ubiquitin protein ligase activity. Lineage: Eukaryota; Viridiplantae; Streptophyta; Magnoliopsida; Arecales; Arecaceae.